ACCUGAGUGAGCUCAGGGAAGCACUGCACAGCUACUCAGUUACACUCCCCCACAGAGAGUCAUGGCUACGGAGAACCCUGUAGAAAGCCUUCAGGAGGAAGCUACUUGUCCUAUCUGUCUGGAGUAUUUUAAAGCCCCAGUGAUUCUAGACUGUGGGCACAAUUUCUGUCGGCUCUGUGUCACCCAGUGCUGGCAGGGAUCCAAAGCAAACUUCUCCUGCCCUCAGUGCAGAGAAAUCCUUCAACACAGAAACUUCAGGCCUAACAGGCAGCUGGCAAAUGUUGUAGAACUUGCCAAACAGCUGAGAUUACAGGUAGCAAAAGGAGCCGAAGGGGAGAGAGUGUGUGAGACACAUGGGGAAGCCCUGAAACUGUUCUGUGAGGAGGAUCAGACCCCCAUCUGCCUGGUGUGUGACAGAUCCAAGGAGCACAGAGCUCAUGCUGUGGUUCCUAUAGAGGAGGCUGCCCAGGAAUACAAGAAAAAAAUUCAGAUCCAUUUGAUGUCUCUGAAGAAAGAGAGAGAAAAACUACAGGAAAUUCAAAUGAUGGAUACACAAAGAAGCUGGGAACAUCUGAAACAGACAGAAGCUGAGAGGCAGAAGAUUAUGUCUGAGUUUGAGCAGCUGCAUCAGUUCCUGAGAGAACAAGAGCGACUCCUGCUGGCCCGACUGGCAGAGCUGGACCAGGAGAUUGUGAAACUGCAGGAUGAAAAUGUCACCAAACUCUCCAAGGAGAUUUCCCAUCUCAGUGAGCAGAUCAGUGAGCUGGAGGGGAAGUGCCGGCAGCCAGCCAGUGAGUUCCUGCAGGACAUCAGGAGCACCAUGACCAGGUCUGAGGAGGGGAAGUUCCAGCAGCUGCUGGAGGCUUCUUCUGAGCUGGAAAGGAGCCUCAGCCAUUUCUGUCAGAAAAACAUUGCUGUAAAGUUGACUAUGAACAAACUGAAAGAAGUUCUGCCAUUGGAACUGAAGACAGGAAAGGGGAAAUCCAUGGGAUCAGAUGGGAAGGUGAGUGUGACUCUGGAUGCAGAUACAGCUCAUCCCCGGCUUCUCCUGUCUGUGGAUCGGAAAAUUUUGACCUGGGACGUCAUACGGCUGAACUGCCCUGAACAUCCCCAGAGAUUUGAUUUGUCUCCUUGUGUGCUGGGCUGUGAGGGAUUCACCUCAGGGAGACAUUGCUGGGAGGUGGAGGUUGGGGAUGGGACAGCCUGGGCUGUGGGGGUGGCCACAGAGUCUGUGAAGAGAAAGGAGGAGCUCAGUGCUGCCCCUGAGCGGGGGAUCUGGGCUGUGCAGAGAUGGGGGUUCCAGUUCCGGGCUCUUACCUCACCUCCAACCCCCCUGUCUCUGAGCUGCGUCCCCAGCAGGAUCCAGGUGUCUCUGGACUGUGAACAGGGGCAGGUGGCAUUUUUCAAUGCUGAUAGCGAGGACCCGAUCUUCACUUUCCCAUCAACCUCAUUCAUGGGGGAGAGACUCCGCCCUUUCUUCUGGGUCUGGGGUAUAGGUUCACAGCUCACUCUCUAUUCCUGAGGCACCCGGUGGCACGUGGCUCCCAGUCUCAUGAAAUGAGCUGCUCCAGCCUCUGAUAUCCUAGUCUCUUUGGCCCCACGUUCCUGCAGAGACGUUUAAAUGCAAAGUGAACGGACCAGAGAAGCUGCUGUCUCUGCCCCAUUGUGUGUCUCAUACUUGUCUCUGUCUCUCUCCCUCUGAGGGACCAUGACAGCCCUGCAAGGACUGGAAAAUGGGGGUUCACAGCUUGCCUGUCUCUGAAGGGGGCAGGGGAGUUUCCAGGAGCCCCAAGACUUGUAUGACUCUGUGGUCCCACAAAAGAGAACAUGCAUGUCAUGUGAAGGGAACCUGGUCAUGGCUGUAAUGCAUUCCUCAAAUUGACCUGCAGAGAGCUGUCUGGCUCCUCCCCCUUGUUUUCAGCUCCUGUGUUGCAUUCAAAUAGCCUUAGGAUUCCUUCCCCAGGUGAGCGAUUGCUGUGGUUGUCCCAGGGAUGUUGAGAAGAGGGGAGGUGGGCCCUGCAGAUAGAUGAUUGUCUGUGAGUCACUAUAUCUACUGGGGUGGGUGUACACUGUGUUUAGCCUCACAACACUUCUGUGAGGUGGGGAAUUGCUGUUACCCCAUUUCAGAGAGAGGAACGUCUAGCACAGAGCACAUAAAUGACUUGCCUGAAGUCAUCUAGGAAGGCUGUCACAGAGCAGGGAAUUGAACCUGGGUCUUCCAAAUGAACAGCUAAACCACCAGACUAGCUGCCUUCUCUGCAUUAGGAGCCUGGGAAAGGAGGAUAAAGAUAAAGCUUUACGCAGGGAAAAUACAUCAGUAAAGUUUGUCUAAUGAUUCUCUCACUGACCCUCCCCACAAUCAGUGGGCCAGCCCUGUGCAGAGUCAGGUGAUGACAGUGGACAGGAACUGAGUAUGUGGUGGGAAUGAAAAUAGAUUAUUUUUUCAGGCCUGCUCUGAAAUUCUCAGGCUGCCUCUGAAUGCUCAGCUCAGCUCUGUGCUCAGCUUUCAGGCCCCACUGCCUUCCCCUCUCCUGGUCUGUUUGUGUUCCCUAGAUAAACUUCUCCACCUGGGCCCUGCUGUUUCUAAACAGAUUCCUUUGGAGGAAGAGAUGAGAAACAGAGACACACACAUCUCUCCAUCACUCACAAGUUCUACAACUCCCUGCUGCUUCUCUGGUGGGGAUCUAGGUGCUGUAAAUACACAUCAUGAGAGACAGCUCCUAAAGGAAAGAGCUUACAGUCUAAAUAUUAAAAGUAAUAACAGUAAUAAUGAUGAUGAUUUUGAAGAUGUCAGGAGCAACUCCAUGUCUAAGGCCUUCCACUUAAAGCAGCUACUCAACUUCCAUUCAGUGAGAAAAGUGCAGAUUUUCUCCCCCAGAAUUACAGAACACAUCACCUGAGAACUUACAAAUAAAUCUGUUAAUGCCUUUAGGAAUUAACAUUAAAAAUGGGUCUGUUCAGAUAUUUAGCACUGACUGUCAGACCUUGCCAUGUAGCGAUACCAUUCCUAGCUCCAUACAAUCAUAAUUAAUUACAUAAGUUUUACCAGCAUCUGUGCUCGUGUGCAUAGCGCUAUGUCAGUGGGAGAUGCUGUCCCACCAACAUAGCUACUGCUGCUCAGUGAGCUGGUUUUAUUAUGUUGACGGAUGAGUUCUCUCCCAUUGGCAUAACAUGGCUACAUGAGCACUCUUAUGGUACAGCUGUAUAGGUGCAGCUGUGCUGCUGUAAGCAUCUGUGAUGAGUAAUGAAGGCUAGGGGAGGCUAAGCCUCCCCAAACUUUGAGCUGCCAGGGCAGGGGGCAGGUAGUGUCAGAUUAUCCCAGGGGCCCUGGCCAAUUUGGGCCCCUGAAAAAAUCUCCCCCCACCAAGGCCCCAGGGCUGGAGGAGCUCUCGCUCCCUGCCACAGUCCCCAGUCAAGGCACAGAACUUUUGUGGUCUCAAGGGCGCAGUGGAGAGGGGCGGUGGGAGUGAAGGAGAGAGCGAGGAGCAGAGAAUCGGGAAGAGGUGGGCUGGAGCUGGAACAGGGGCAGGGGAAGGGGUGGAAUGGGGUGCGGGUAUGGAUAGAAGGGGUGCGCCCUUGGCCGGAAGAGGUGAGAUGAGGCUAUCCUCCCCAAGGGAGAAGUUCCCCCCCACCCAUGUUUAUAAGUGUAGACAUGGGAGUUUUUCAAAAGCAUCUUUUCAAAAAUGACUUAGGGCUGGAUUUUCAAAGGUAUUGGGUACCUGAAGAUGCAGCUAGGGGCUUAGUGGGGUUGUCAAAGCAGGCUGCAGGGCUAAAAAUAAUAAUUUAGACAUUCCGGCUUGGGCUGGAGCCUGAGAUCUGAGACUGUCCUCUCACAUCAGGUUUCAGAGCCCGGGCUCCAGCCCAAACCUGAACUACGAUAUUGUUAUUUUAGCCCCAAAGCUGAGCCCCAUGAGCCCGUCAGUUGACUUGAGCACUAAGACUUGCUGAUACGGGUCUUCAUUUGCAGAGUAGGUGUAUCCUGAGUCUUCUUAGACUCUGACGGCCUGGGAGGGGGCAAACCUGUCCCUUAACACGGGAGAUUUACCCAUCUCUGUGGAAUUGAACAGUACCCUCUGGCUUGUACAGAGGAGUAGUGUGGUUAGAUUUGUAAAUGACUAAUCACCUCCAAAACAAACACUUCCCUCUCCUUUGCAUCACCAUGGCUGCCCUGUCUUAUUUAGUCAGGGCAAGCUACCCUGACUCCCUCAGACAAAGGGUGUGUGGGUUUAGUUACAUUUUCUCUGUCUAUAUCACAAAUUGUUCCUUUUCCUUCUCUGUUUGUGGUGUUGGAACCUUUAAAACCGAAAUACAUUUUCUGGGUGUUUUCUGGAGCAAUCCAGACUGGGCAGAGCAGACAUGCCAACUCUCAUGAAUUGAUCACGAGAGUCAUGAUUUCUGAGUAUAAUUAACCCUUACUUAGGAUCUCUUGGUUGAACUCUUCAAGGGCAGGAUUUUUUUUUUUUUACACCUGGGGCACAUUCUUAAAAUGGGUUCCAGUCAAACAGGACUGACCCAUCCUAAACAAAGGAAUAUGCUUUCUCCAUAAUUCUACAGCAUGUUGAAAGAUACUCUGAGAAAUCACUUACAUAGCAGGUAUACAGAGCUAGCCGUCAGCUCUCCUGAGCUGGUUUGUGAAAGCAACUGAGUAACUGGAUAGUUACAGGUUUCAGAGUAGCAGCCAUGUUACAGUAAUUCCAGUCAAUUAGUGUGAGAGGGGAGGAAUCCUUAAAGAACCACCCACGGUUCUACUGAGCUGCAAGGGUUAGCAGCAGGAGACUCACAUUUUCAAGUGCCUCCAUUUGGCUGAAGAUAACAGCAGUGUUGAGGAAUCUGUUCUUUUUGGUUCAGUGGCAGUUCAGAACAAAAAUCAGUUCGGGAUCCAACUAGUCAGUCUUUUCUGGAAUUUUCAGUGAAUCAAAAAAUUCCAUGUUGGGACUAUUCCUGAGAUACAAGCUUGAGUGCCUCACACACCAUGAGUGCCAUAGCCACUGGGCAAAAUGGGGAUGGGGUGGAGGUAGUAUGAAUUCCUUUUGUGCAUGAGCAGAACUAUUUGUGUGAAAUCUGCAAAUAAUUUCAUGUCAACUGAAAUGGCAUAUUUUUCAAAAAUUUUUUUUGCUAUGCUGUAAUCCCAAGUAGGUGGCGAAUAGCACUGCACUAUUGUUCCCAAGUCAGUGAUGAUUACUAGAAGUGUCAGUCUUUCCAUACCUUUAGGAAUUGGACCAGGAUUUAAAUAUGAAACACAUAGAAAACAAAUUCAUGAUAUUUACAUAGUUGUAUACACCACAAGCUCACAGUGCUGUCCAGGAAAUAACUUUUCAUAGAGAGAGCCAAUUUUUCAGACUAUUGACACCCGUGUUUUCUUUUCCUGGUGGUAUUAACAUCAUAGAGUACGCGAAGUGUUUUUCAUUGUUUUAUUUUGUUUUGAAAUUAACAUAAUCAUGCACUCACAGGAAGCCAGGCUGGUGAGUCAAGCGGACUCAGUGGUACCCAGUUCCAUGUGGCACCCGGAGUGGUAGAGGGGACGGGGGAAGAACCUGUAACAGUGGCCAUAUAAAAAAAUGACAUCUAAGCUCUGUGUUCUGCAGUCCUAUCACACAGAGAUAGGGAAGGGCAGUGUGUUGUUGCUCAGUAGAUCAGUCCACCUGGAUAGAGUGGUGGUGCUGCUGAUCUCCAUGUGGUGACGAUCCUUUUUCUGUUGUUUUUGUUUUGUUUUGA
Molecule: messenger RNA, 5715 nt
Organism: Gopherus evgoodei (Goodes thornscrub tortoise)
Lineage: Eukaryota; Metazoa; Chordata; Testudines; Testudinidae
Product: zinc finger protein RFP-like
Exons: 7
Coding region: 62-1522 (486 amino acids)
Molecular function (GO): zinc ion binding; protein binding
Source: RefSeq, a predicted model, not a curated record